This is a messenger RNA of Priapulus caudatus, 627 nucleotides long. Its product is annotated as mitotic spindle assembly checkpoint protein MAD2A-like. The transcript is spliced from 5 exons. Gene Ontology annotation, biological process: mitotic spindle assembly checkpoint signaling. The record is from RefSeq and is a predicted model, not a curated record. Gene Ontology annotation, cellular component: cytoplasm; nucleoplasm; kinetochore. Bases 83 to 532 code for a protein of 149 amino acids. Lineage: Eukaryota; Metazoa; Priapulida; Priapulimorpha; Priapulimorphida; Priapulidae.
AGUGAACAGCAUUCUGUAUCAGCGUGGCAUCUAUCCGCCGGAGACGUUCCAGCACGUGUCCAAGUAUGACCUGACCCUGCUGAUGACCUCUGACACUGACCUUGUCGCAUACCUGAGCGGAGUCAUGAAGCAGAUACGAGAGUGGCUUGCGGCGAAAGUUCUCCAGCGGAUGGUCGUCGUCAUCACACGCGUUGACACUCAGGAGACACUCGAACGAUGGCAGUUUGACAUCGACACAGACAAGACCGUCACCGACGACAGCUCACCAAGGAGCAAACCGCUGAAGGAGAUCCAGAAGGAGAUACGCGACGUCAUACGACAGAUCACGGCCAGCGUCACCUUCCUGCCGCUGCUAGACUGCCCCUGUUCGUUCAACAUUCUAAUCUACACGGAUAAGGAGAGUGAGGUUCCGGAGUCGUUCGAGGAAUCCGGUCGAUGUUUCAUCGCAAACUCGCAGGAGGUUCGUCUGCGAUCGUCACGACGACAGUCCACAGGUCGCACACGGUCGCUCUGCUACACGGUCGACGACUAGGGCGGCGCCACGCGCGCGUCCGGUCGCCUGUGCACGACGUAUACAGUGUAGCGAUGCGUCGGACAGUCAGCAACAAGGGGGGAAGAAGCAGGGAG